GCGGCCUGUGUCCCGGAGGCAGGUCGGGGCCUGGUCGCCAGGGCCGGGGCUGCCCGACAAUGACCCAGGCGAUAGGUGCCGGAGGAUCCCAUUAACGAGGCGGCGUGUGGAGACAAAGGCAUGGAUUGCGAAACAAUAAAGGUCAAUAUUCCACUUGACGAAAACAAUAUUGAACAAAAGACAAAAAUACUAUUCUCUGUAACUAUGACAAACAUAAACUUUCCAUUUUUUCCCUCCCGGUCCUUUUCGAAAUGUUCGCUCGAAUUUUUUUAAAAAAGUGUAGGUGACGGCCAUUCGGCCCAUCAGCUCUGUACUGCUGCCUCUCUGAAUGAGUAAUCAUUCCAGGCCCACUCUGAUUCCUCCACCUUCAACACCACGGCAUAUUCACAGAAUAAAUUUAAGAAAGAAAUGAUCAUGUUCCAAAUUACUUCAAAUAAGAGAGGAAUACACUAUUUACAGCUUUGGAGACUGUUCCUCAGAUUCCCUUUUUUGAAAACAGGACAGAAAGGGUUGCUAGGCAACCAUCACAACAUCCCCCCCCCCCCCCCCCAAAGUCUCUUCCAACCAAGUUUUUCAGCAGGAAAGGGCAAAUAAUUCCAUCUCUGAUCUCACUAAAAGCUUUGAUUGCCUUUUUUUCCAAAGUCACUUGACUUUCUAAAAUCAAUAGGUGGAAUACAGCCCACAUGAAAUCAUUUGCCUCAUUUCUUUGAAAAAUCCAGUUUAAUUCAGAUAGUGUCAAAAGAUCCAGAUUCAAGUACCAUUCACCUGGAUAUGUGCAAUAAUGCCGUGAAAAGCAUCAUAUUAUGCUUCAAAAGGGCAUGGACAAGUUCGCUGAAUGCACAGACAGAUCACAGAUGAAGUUCAGUGCAAAGAAAUGUGAGUUCUGUGUAUGAUCGGCUUCGAUUGAUGAUGGUGUCGUCCAGGACAGUGACAAUCGUGACUCUCUCUGUUGCGUUGGGUUUAUUCUUUGUCUUCAUGGGAACCAUCAAAUUGACGCCAAGACUGAGCAGAGAUGCUUACAGCGAGAUGAAAAGAGCUUAUAAGGAAUAUGCCAAGGCCCUGCCAGUGUUAAAGAAGAUGGGUAUCACAUCAGUCCUGCUGCGAAAGUUAAUUGGCACACUGGAAUUGUCAUGUGGCAUUGUGAUGACACUGGUACCUGGGAGGCCCAAGGAUGUGGCUAACUUUGUACUGCUUCUGGUCAUGCUGGCUGUGCUUUUCUUCCAUCAGCUGGUAGGUGAUCCACUCAAGCGCUACGCCCAUGCACUUGUCUUUGGGAUCCUGCUGACCUGCCGGCUGCUGAUCAUUAGGCAGGGGGAUGACAAGAACAUGGCUCCAGGAGGCCUGAUGAAGGAGGUGCAAGCUAGUGGAGAUACCAAGACUGAGACUGAACAAGACAAAGGGAAGCUUAAAACCUCCUAACUCGGCUCAUAGCAGCGGAGUUUCGGCACCAGGCAAAGUCCCCCCGGAAUCUUUAUAUCACACUGCAUUCAGUUAGAAGUGAAUGAUUAAUAAUCCUUGAAGACCUGGUGACAGGAAAUCUCAGAGAACUAACAGGACCUCUCCACUGAGACAAAAAUUCAGUUUGAUCCCAAUCAAUAUUCUUCAGUAUAAAAUCCUUAUGUCCCCAGUCUGUACUUAACUGUGUUCUAUAUUAAUGAUAAACACAUCAGCCAAGGGGGAUCAUUCACAGUUGAAAAUGAGACCUCAAAUUCACUUCAUGGAGAGAGGGAGGAAGUGACAGCCUCCAAAUAAAGACAGAGUUUCAGCAACAGUGAAGUUUCAACUUUGAACUAGGCUCCCAGAAGUGAUAAGUUCUCUGGAAGAUUCAAUCCUACACAUGCCAGUGAAAUGAAACCAAACUUUCCCCAAGGUCAGACUUCUGCUUCUUGUUGACAAAAAAAUUUUCAUGACUGGAGUCAUUGCAAGAAUUGGAAAUGAUUUACUUUUCAAAAUACAACAUAUAAUCUGGACAGUACACAGCAGCAGUAGCCAUGGGCAUCCAGAGAUUACGUCAUGGAAGCUGGGUGGAUUUCAGCUACAAUUUCCACUCCCUCGCCCAUUACUUAUGUCUCUCUCUCUCUCCCUCUGUCUCUCCAUCAUCUACCUCUGUAUCACCUCCCUCUUCCUCCCCAUUAUCUCAUCUUUCUCCCUAUAACCUCUCUCUUGCUUCUCUUUUUCUCACUCUGUUACUUCCCUCUCCCCCUCCUCCAUUAACAUACUCAAUCAUGUUGCCGAUAACAUUUUUUUUUCAUUUCAGUUAUUUGUUAUGAUGGGUGAUUAAUGAAAAAAGUUGUACUGUAGGGAAGGGCAGUGAGCAGACUGAAACCUUUUAUCACUAGGAGGAAUUGUUGACUUUCAGACGAGGGGAUUGUAGCUGCUUUAAAUAACAUGUGGACGAUGGGAACAAUUGGAUGUCAGAAUUGAAUAUCUGUAGCCUCAAAAUAAAGAGAACAGACCCAGAUUAACCAAAUGACUGUUUAUCCAAAUUUCACAUUACAAGAUGAAAUCAAUGUCAAUGCUAUUGGCUUCAGUGAGUCCAUGCAUGUUAUCAUAUUUUAUUUGAUAUAUUUUGUUAAUUACUGUCAAUUAGAAACAUAAUUUCUGGCAAAUCAAACAAAAAUGUUGAAAAAUAAACAGCCACACUGUCAUAAUCUCUCCUGUAUUACUUCAUGUCACGACUGCAUUUUUCAAAACUCAACAGAAAGAUUCUCCUCUCUUGAAGGUGCUGUCACUGGAACAUAGGUUUGCUACUCUCUGCGCGCGCUGACUUUCACUGGUUGGGUGCUGGUCCACUCAUCUCCUGAAGGUGCAGAUUCCAAAAGGAUGCCGGUCCCCUCCUCUCCUGAGGUUGCUGACUCCAACUGAGACAGAGAUGUCCUACCUGACUGCAGGUGCUGACUUGCAAUUGAUGCUGGAAAUGUUCUGUCUCUCACCUCUGACCAUUAUCAUGUCACUGUUUAUCAUAGAUGUUAGUAGUAAAAGGAUAAGUAUAUGUAGGGUUAAAAUUUGUUUUACAUUUUAUAUGGUUAAAGCUUUUACUUUAAUUUUACCAUUAGACAGCUGUUGAUCUUUACUGCAGCUGCAGCUAAUAAAAUAGGAAAAGUUCAUUACCAGGAUGCUUUGGAAUUGAAUGUGUCGAUGUACAAUACAAACGCCUGUGCUGUUUGAUUUUGUUAAAAUCCAUGUCUUUAUUCAUUUUUUGUGAAGUUAGAUAGCUGAGGCAGUCCUGAGACACAAAGUGGGACAGUGGAACCCAAGAUAUCAAUUUAAAUCCCCGGUGAUAGCCAAGUUGUCAUCUUUUGUUUUCAAGAAACUAUACCUUCUUAUUUACAAUAACACUUGUCUUGCCAAAGUGAAUCAACAAGUAUAGUAAGAAAUCAAUGAUAAAGUUCUUAAGAUCUUUUUGCAUAGUCAGGUUCAGCAAAGUUGCAUCCCUAUCUGGGGCAAUACAGUAAUAUUGUUAAUUUCUCUGUGUAUCUCCUGGUCAAAUGCAUUGUGCAUGUUUGGUCUUUGUUGAAUACAAUAAACAGAGUAUGUUGCAAA
Messenger RNA from Hemiscyllium ocellatum (epaulette shark), 3543 nucleotides. RefSeq names its product transmembrane protein 35 (gene tmem35). NCBI's taxonomy places the organism in Eukaryota, Metazoa, Chordata, Chondrichthyes, Orectolobiformes, Hemiscylliidae. Gene Ontology annotation, cellular component: endoplasmic reticulum. Gene Ontology annotation, biological process: chaperone-mediated protein complex assembly; positive regulation of protein localization to cell surface. The transcript has 3 exons. Bases 907 to 1419 code for a protein of 170 amino acids. Gene Ontology annotation, molecular function: acetylcholine receptor regulator activity. The record is from RefSeq and is a predicted model, not a curated record.